Messenger RNA from Arachis duranensis, 1089 nucleotides. RefSeq names its product mediator of RNA polymerase II transcription subunit 10b. Gene Ontology annotation, cellular component: mediator complex; chromatin. Bases 218 to 796 code for a protein of 192 amino acids. NCBI's taxonomy places the organism in Eukaryota, Viridiplantae, Streptophyta, Magnoliopsida, Fabales, Fabaceae. The record is from RefSeq and is a predicted model, not a curated record. Gene Ontology annotation, biological process: positive regulation of transcription by RNA polymerase II. Gene Ontology annotation, molecular function: transcription coregulator activity. The transcript has 6 exons.
UCUUUCAUUCCUUCCUUCUUUUUAUUGCUUCUUUUCCAGAUCCACCUAAAAUUGAAUUUUGAAAAACAGCGAAGAAAGAAGCCCUACGCCCCAAACCUCUUUCUCCUUAGUCCCUCACCUCGCAACCACUGCUGCUCGAAACCGUCUCGACGUUCUUUCAAGUCACUUCGCCGGCGCCAUCUCCCCCUCUGCUUCGAUUGGUCGUAGACAAAAACGAAUGGAUUCAUCACAAAGUGCAGCUGUUGGGGGCAAUGGUGGGACUAGUGGCAAUGGGACAUUGAUCUCUCAAUCUAAUGACACUGCAGCUUCUGCAGUAGGAGCUGAUGAUUCUAUGCAAAAGUUGAGCCAAGUCAGUGACUCCAUUCAGAAAACCUUGGGCCUCAUCCAUCAGCUUUAUCUUACGGUAUCUACUUACAAUGCUGCUUUUCAAAUGCCUCUCCUCCAACGCAUCAAUGGUCUUGUUGCAGAGCUUGACAACAUGGUUAAAUUGGCUGAGAAGUGCAACAUUCAAAUUCCUAUGGAGGUGGUGAAUUUAAUUGAUGAUGGGAAGAAUCCAGACGAAUUUACCAAAGACGUUUUAAACAAUUGCAUUGCAAAGAAUCAGAUCACCAAAGGAAAGACUGAUGCUUUGAAGAGUUUUCGCAAGAAUCUUUUGGAGGAAUUGGAGCAGAACUUCCCUGCCGAGGUUGAAACUUUUAGGGAGAGUCGUGCUGCUUCUGCUGCGGAAUUGAAACGUCCAGCUCAAGCACAGAGUGCACUAGCCAAUGGAGAUGUGAGAGUUAAAACAGAGCAUUGACAUUACAAUGCAUUGUAUAUAGUGUAAAAUUGGCGCAGCUUUUUGGCUCUAGCUGAACUUGAACUUGCAACCAUUAUUUGGUCAAAGGAUAUAUGCUUUACCAACUGAGCCUUACCUCCAGAAUGUAUGAAAGUAGUAAAUAAAGAAAAUGAUUUGAUCUAAAUUAGAAAAAAAGGUUACCCAGUGAAGUGAUAUUGAUCUCAUACUGAUUUACAAUUUUUAGUGCAGUUUAAUCAUGCCUUAAUUUAGACUUUGAUGUUACAACGCUACAGUGAAUAGAAUUAUAAUUUACA